Adineta ricciae is the source of this 657-nucleotide messenger RNA. The record is from the annotation of a GenBank genome assembly. Lineage: Eukaryota; Metazoa; Rotifera; Eurotatoria; Adinetida; Adinetidae.
AUGUCACAACGAAUCCUGUCGUCGAACAACGUUCAACAUGCUGAUAAUGAUAAGAUCAACUGCUAUGAUUACAUCAUUGAUCAAUGCAGUAUAUAUACUGAACGUAUUGGAAUAGUGAUGAAAAAAAUACUAUGCGAAUCAUGGCCACUUCUAUCAAAGCAAUCUACUCAAAAGAGAAACAAAGAAAAAUCGUCAAAUCCUCGUAGUUGUGAAACAUUAUCUACGAUCGAUGUAAUAUCGCUUUUUCAGCCGAAUACACUCUGUCAACAAUCGUUUACUGUAUCGUCAACACUUGUUAGUCCAUUACCCAUAUCAUCGAAACCACAAGCUCCGAGACAACUAUUGAAAAGUUUGAUACCUACAGUCGAUAACAACAUGCCUUUAGCACAAAAUUACAAAGAUGAUGUGUCUCUUUUGGAAUCUGAGGCAGCAUUCACAAACGUAACAAUGGGACAUGCUAAUGUCGGCCUCGGUACACGUCAAGGAACUAAUUCAAAGCCUAAUCAGGCCAAUGAUCGUUCAUCCACUGUGACUAUGGCAACAACGGUUAGUUCAAAUGACAAUCUGCUAGCAGACGAUGAUCUGCCUGAAAUUGUACCAACGAAAUCUACGUUCACUACCAGUUCUGAAAUGGUAACUAGAAUGAGAAAUCACUGA